CGGAGGCAGGCGGCCGGCCGGGGAGGCACGGUCCGGGCUGCUGCGUUCCGGCCUGGCCAUGGCAGCGGCGCCCCUGAAAGUGUGCAUCGUGGGCUCGGGGAACUGGGGUUCAGCUGUUGCAAAAAUAAUUGGUAAUAAUGUCAAGAAACUUCAAAAGUUUGCCUCCACGGUCAAGAUGUGGGUCUUUGAAGAAACGGUUAAUGGGAGAAAACUGACAGACAUCAUAAAUAAUGACCACGAAAAUGUGAAAUAUCUUCCUGGACACAAGCUGCCAGAAAAUGUGGUUGCCGUCUCAAACCUCAGUGAAGCCGUGCAGGACGCAGACUUGCUGGUGUUUGUCAUUCCCCACCAGUUCAUUCACAGAAUCUGCGACGAGAUCACUGGGAGAGUGCCCAAGAAAGCACUGGGAAUCACCCUCAUCAAGGGCAUAGACAAGGGCCCUGAGGGGCUGAAACUCAUUUCCGACAUCAUCCGAGAGAAGAUGGGCAUUGACAUCAGUGUGCUGAUGGGAGCCAACAUUGCCAGUGAGGUGGCUGCGGGGAAGUUCUGUGAGACCACCAUCGGCAGCAAAGUAAUGGAGAAUGGCCUUCUCUUCAAAGAACUGCUUCAGACUCCCAAUUUUCGAAUAACUGUGGUUGACGAUGCAGACACGGUUGAACUUUGUGGUGCUCUUAAGAACAUUGUAGGUGUGGGAGCUGGGUUCUGCGAUGGACUUCGCUGUGGAGACAACACCAAAGCUGCCGUCAUCCGCCUGGGGCUCAUGGAAAUGAUCGCCUUCGCCAAGAUCUUCUGCAAGGGCCAGGUGUCCACAGCCACCUUCCUGGAGAGCUGUGGCGUGGCCGACCUCAUCACCACCUGCUACGGAGGCCGGAACCGCAGGGUGGCUGAGGCGUUUGCCAAUACUGGAAAGACCAUUGAAGAAUUGGAGAAGGAGAUGCUGAAUGGGCAGAAGCUCCAAGGACCACAGACUUCUGCUGAAGUGUACCGCAUCCUCAAACAGAAGGGGCUGGUGGACAAGUUUCCAUUGUUUACUGCAGUGUACCAGAUCUGCUAUGAAGGCAAACCCAUUCAAGAGAUGUUGUCGUGUCUCCAGAGCCAUCCAGAGCAUAGAUAAAGAGAAGCACGCAACAUGUCGGGGAAGGUUCUGCUUUUCCUAUCAGUCUUUUGGGUUCAAAUGGAAACCAGGACUUCGCAACAAGAUGUUUGCUUGACUGUAAUCCCAUCAUGGAUAUGUACAAAUUUUUACAGGUUCGUUUUUGAAUUGUGAGAAGCAGUUCAUUGGCUAAAAUGUACUGGUCAACACCUAGACACACCUGUGAACGUGUGAGUGCGUGUUCAUUUCUCAUUCUGUGGAUGUUUCUAUGAACCAAAAUUAAAGGUCCAUUUUAAAAAUUA
Messenger RNA from Diceros bicornis minor, 1395 nucleotides. It is a transcript of the gene GPD1L, whose product is annotated as glycerol-3-phosphate dehydrogenase 1 like. The record is from RefSeq and is a predicted model, not a curated record. Gene Ontology annotation, molecular function: NAD binding; protein homodimerization activity; glycerol-3-phosphate dehydrogenase [NAD(P)+] activity. The coding region runs from base 59 to 1114 and encodes 351 amino acids. Gene Ontology annotation, biological process: carbohydrate metabolic process; glycerol-3-phosphate catabolic process. Lineage: Eukaryota; Metazoa; Chordata; Mammalia; Perissodactyla; Rhinocerotidae. Gene Ontology annotation, cellular component: glycerol-3-phosphate dehydrogenase (FAD) complex; cytosol. The transcript has 8 exons.